Messenger RNA from Daldinia decipiens, 913 nucleotides. RefSeq lists its product as uncharacterized. The transcript has a single exon. The record is from RefSeq and is a predicted model, not a curated record. The coding region runs from base 325 to 669 and encodes 114 amino acids. Lineage: Eukaryota; Fungi; Ascomycota; Sordariomycetes; Xylariales; Hypoxylaceae.
CCUGAUUUGAGGUAUCUGUCAGAUUUGGUCCAUUUACGAGCGAGCUGAAGCUUGGGUUUCUAAAUUUUCUAUGCCCGUGAUUCUGUAUACUUGGUCAACUAAUUUUGUAUUUGGCUAAUUAGCCGCUUAGCUCAUAACCGUUGUCGUCGGCGGGCAUGAAUCCUUGGGACCGGUAAUGCCGGUGACGUGUUCAUUCGCGGGGGUAUAGUUUAUCUUGGAAUCCACUUCGCUUUAGGAGAGACGGAAUAUACUUGACAUUAGUAGCAAUGGUAAUUUACUAGGUCAGAGGUCUUCGAUUUAUCCGGUGGGCUACAUUCUACGUCGAUGUUGGUCGUUUCACAAUGUAUUUGCAUUUUCGCUCUUAGACCAAAACAUGGAAUAGGGAGGACACGGCUUGCUGCGGUAUCGUGGCUUUUGGCUUUUGGCUUUCGGCUUUGGCUUUUGAUCCUCCUGGUUUUUACCUCGAAACCCCUGUCUCGUUCACUUGUAGGACAGCCCGAACAUUACCUUUAUCUCAUGCGGCUCGUAAAUACAGAUCGUCUCGGCGCAGCUAACGUACUGCUCGCCGGCGACCCUGCAGGCCAAGUCGCGUGCGGUCCCGGAACGUGGAAGCAUUCCAGACCAAUAUUGGAGGUGGGUAGAUGCAGGUAUGAUGCAAAUGGCCGUUGAAAGGGUCUUUCUAGAUUCUUUAGAGGUACAUAGAUGUCGACGAAGCGCUGGUAUCCCCUGACUGAUGGUCCAGGGUUCUCGUUAACAUAUACAUACAGAUCCCAACAUUCGGCUAUCCGGUUCCCGGCAUAUAAGAACCGGGGAGAAGGUCCAUGUGCGACGAUGAUGAAACGGAUCAGUCGUGGCCUAUCACCUUUCAAGACGGGUCUGGCCGUUGGUAUGUUAAUCUGAACUUGUACGAAGC